Molecule: messenger RNA, 1001 nt
Organism: Ochlerotatus camptorhynchus
Lineage: Eukaryota; Metazoa; Arthropoda; Insecta; Diptera; Culicidae
Gene: Tsen34
Product: tRNA splicing endonuclease subunit 34
Exons: 4
Coding region: 101-991 (296 amino acids)
Biological process (GO): tRNA-type intron splice site recognition and cleavage; tRNA splicing, via endonucleolytic cleavage and ligation
Cellular component (GO): tRNA-intron endonuclease complex
Molecular function (GO): nucleic acid binding; tRNA-intron lyase activity
Source: RefSeq, a predicted model, not a curated record
CACUCGCUGAAACGUGGGCUAGGUCUAUCCCUAUCCAUUUAAAAACUCCGCGCACUGAUCUACAGUUACCACUUACGUGUAAAUCUACUACUGGGCUAAAAUGUACAGUAAAAUACUUGUAACUUUACAGCACAAUCGGGGGUUUAUCUACAAUGUCGAAGAUUAUUUGAAAUUACGGUUUAAACACCGAAUCAUUGGAAAUCUUAUUGGGACACCUGUAUCCAAGCCACGCAAUGCCAGUAGUUUUGGUUUACCCGCCGUAUUAACAUCUUUUGAGAUAAAACUUGGAAUCGACGAAGGAAUUAUUGAGCUAAAAGACAAUGGUGCCUCACUGUCUCGGUGCCCGAGUGAGAUGGAGAAGCGCGAAUUCAAACUGUUAUGCUGGAGACAAGUCCACGAGCAGAAGGAACCUAUUAUUGAAAAAAGGAUGAACGAAUUCAAGAGAUGUUUACCAAAAAUCGUUGCAGGUAAACGUAAAAAGUUCCUCGAAAGCGGCAUUAAGGAAGAAGAUAUCUCUAUCGAUCAUACUCAGCUCAUUGAUGAAGAAAUUAAGAAACUUGAAGCUAUGGAUAUCGUCAAACUAGUUCAAAUCCCUCAGGAACACCCACUUGUAACUGAUCAUAGUUGCGUCGAGCAUAAUCUCAGCCAGAGUGAACUUUUGAAAUACAAAGUUUUUAAAGAUGUUUGGAAAAACCGCUUGGUUUGCAUAACUGGAGGAGACUCUUUUGGAUGCGAUUUUCUUUUGUAUCCUGGGGACCCUCUUUAUUAUCAUGCUUCCCACGUGGUUCAUGUGUUAAGAGACCCAACACUACGGUUAGAUGUAAAAUACCUCAUCCGCUGCUGUCGAUUAUCGGUGGUAGUCAAUAAAGUUUGUAUUUUUGCAUACGAAAAUCAUAGUGGAGAAAUAAGUUAUCAAACGAUGGAAUGGGAGGGAAACGAAAAAACUAAUGACGAUAAAUACAGUUUACAUGAAGCAAGUAUUUCUUUUUAAAAUUACUAUA